AUGCGUAUUCAUCUUUCGGAGGAGGAGAAGAAACGUCUUAUUCAUGAUGAGAGAGAACGGCGGAAGAUUGUCAGACAACACCAGGUUCGUGUUCAAUCAGACGCUUUCGUAAGAAAACAAACGACAGAGAUGCAGAAGAAGAAACAUGCUCUUGAAAAUCGAGUUAGGACUGGCUUAGAAAAAGCUAUCAGUAACAAAAUGGAGAAUCUAGUAGAGAGCAUACGAAGAUCAUCAGGUCGUAGAGCAUCCUUAUCUAGCGUUUCUAGUAAAUCUACAACAAUAUCCAAAACGAAGUCCAACGGCGAUGAUAGAUCAAUCUCGUCAAGACUAAGACGCCGCCCUCUUACGAGGAUUGAUGCUGUGGUAGCUGAUCUACGUGGGAAAGAAGCUCAAAUAAAGAUGAUGAAUGAAAAAAAUUCUCAGCGUGAACAACGGGACAAAAAUUUACAAAGAAAGCAAUCGGCAAAAGAACAGGCAAACUUGGUUAUGAGACAUGGUGCUCUGGAUGUGCCUAACAGUAGGUGA
This is a messenger RNA of Auanema sp. JU1783, 525 nucleotides long. NCBI's taxonomy places the organism in Eukaryota, Metazoa, Nematoda, Chromadorea, Rhabditida, Rhabditidae. The record is from the annotation of a GenBank genome assembly.